Prorocentrum cordatum is the source of this 287-nucleotide messenger RNA. Lineage: Eukaryota; Dinophyceae; Prorocentrales; Prorocentraceae. The record is from the annotation of a GenBank genome assembly.
AACAGCAUCAGCUUCGACGGCUUCCAUAUCGUGUACCAGGUCGCUGGCGAGAAGCGGCCCACAAUCUGCAACGACUACAACGACACCGCGCUGCACAGCGUCCCGAUCGACGUCGACGGCCACGCAAAGAGCGAGUACGAGAUCGCAGGGACAAGGGCAGAGGAGACGGCAGCCACUCUCGUAGUGACAGAGGUCAACGAAGUGAUAAGCAUAGAUCUGAACGCCCUCCUUCUCAAGAUCGGGAUAGACGGCGAGCUGAACGUGAACGUGAAGCCCUCCGUGAACAG